Fusarium oxysporum Fo47 is the source of this 1215-nucleotide messenger RNA. RefSeq lists its product as uncharacterized. NCBI's taxonomy places the organism in Eukaryota, Fungi, Ascomycota, Sordariomycetes, Hypocreales, Nectriaceae. The coding region runs from base 267 to 1088 and encodes 273 amino acids. The record is from RefSeq and is a predicted model, not a curated record. The transcript has a single exon.
AGUAUCCCUUGUUGGUUUUUAUCAUAUUGUGUGGUCGGCAGCCUCAGCGCUUACAAAUUAUGCAGGCUUACAUCUCAACUGUCACAUCUUUGUACCCUCGCUUGUCAACACGGCAGGGUUCUACGAUAUAGAGGGGCUGGGCAGCUGAUUGUAUAAUAAGAUCUAGCUCUCUCUGGCCAUUUGAGUAGCAGCUGAAGGACUACAGGAAUCGUUCCAACACAGAUCAAGGAGCAGGCUAUAACGUAAUAGGCUGCGUCCUAGAAACCAUGCCCGAGUAUCGCAAGGCUGAACUUGCCUCAGCUGCUGUCAUCCUCGGUUUCGCGCCUACAGUUCUUCAAUUGCUGAGUGCAUCGUAUCUCGACACUGCGGUGCUGGCAUAUCGUCGUCCUGGGCUUGCCUUUCUGCUUUCAAUGUCCAGUUCCGGAGUGCGUCCUCUUACAGCAACAGAUUACGACGGCUUCAUCGCCACAGCGGGUACCGAUCCAUUUCAUACCAAUUUUGGCAAAUCUCAAUCAGUCUGGGCACCCACUAUUGUCUCUAUACUAGAGUAUACUAUUGCUAGUGGAGCCGUUGCCAAUAACGCCUACCUCGCAUAUCAGCUUAGCGUAUGGGCAGUCUGUACAUUUUCCCCCCAACAGGACUAUCUUCCUGCUAUGUGGACCGCUGCAGCUCUGGUCAUACAUCUAGUCGGAUAUUUGGCUGCCAGAUUAAGAAUCUCUGUGGAAGGAAGAGGAGGAAGCGGAGAAAACAACAAUCGAGGUACACUGUGGCAUAGACUCUGGGCUGAGCUCACACCUACUCCCUGGCAGACUAGGUUCGAGGUCAAGAAAAGCGACAGGCACAAUGGCUGGUUUCUGGUGUUGGUAUCUGCUCUUUUUAUUGGGGAUGCGCUACAGGCAUUCUUUGGGACUCUCAUUCUUUCAAGUUUGGUCUUUAUAAGUGUGAGGGAUUCAGCGAUUAUAGUGAUUCGGUUGAUGGCGAGUGCUCUUUCUGCCCGAGGAAUACUGAUUUAUGAGUUAGCUGGGUUGAACACAGAGGAGGGACGUGGUAUAUCUGAAAAGCCCCACUACUCGGCAGUAGAAACAUAAUAAGUUAUUCGGAUAGCGAGAUCGAUUUAGCAGAAUGGGCAUUAGCUCGAGGGGGAUCAGCACUUAGAUUUUCCAAACCACAGCAGGAACUCCUAGUCUCAUACAGCUUAUGUUGGUGAAUUUGUUG